AUGCCCCACCGCGUAGCAAACUUCCUGCGCAACUCGACCGAGAACUUCAGCGUCUCUGCCAUUGCAAACCUCAAGACCAUCCGCCACCAGUCACAACACAACCAGCACCAUAACAAGAACAACAACAGCAGCAACAACAUCCAAGACCAGGGGCUGUUGCGCAGGUUGCCCCUCGACCGCCACUCUUCUUACUCAUCAGAUGACGGCGAGCACAUCCCUUACCACAACAUGUUCGCAGCAGAGCCCAUCGAGCACCUGAAGGAGAAGAAGCACCACCACCACCGCCUCUCUUUGCCCUUCGGCCGCUCCAGCAAGGACUCGCACGAAAACUCCCACGCCAGCCUGGACUGGAAGAUUGAGAGCCCGCCCAUCGUCUUCUUUGGCGAUGCAGAGACCUCCACCGGCGCCCUGGUGUCGGGCCAGAUGCGGUUCGACGUCAAGGACGAACAGCUGCAGGUCGAGGCCUUUGAGGCCAAGCUCAACAUCCACGUCCAGCACAAGCGCCCCUUCACCAACCAUUGCAACGAGUGCUCCAACCAGUACACCGAGCUCAAGCGCUGGACGUUCCUCACCCACCCGACGACGCUGAAGAAGGGCGUCCACCAGUUCCCCUUCUCCAUCCUCCUCGAGGGCCACCUCCCCGCCUCCAUGGACACCCCCAUCACCUCCAUCGCCUACGAGUUCAAGGCCGAGGCCACCCUCGUCAAGGGCACGCCCGGCUCGCAGACGCCCAUCAAGUUUGAGCAGAACUUUGACGUCAAGCGCUCUCUGCCGCAGCCCGAGUUCCCCCACCACUCGGCCAGCGCCCACUACAACCAGGUCAUCCACCCGGCCGGCACCCACAACGUCUCGUUCCGCCUCGACGGCCUGACGAGCGCAAACAACACCAACAAGACGAUCGAGUUCUGGAAGCUCAAGAAGGUGACGUGGAAGCUCGAGGAGACGAUCAAGACGGUGGCGCCCGCCUGCGACAAGCACACGCCCGGCGGCACCGCCACGAACCAGCAAAAGGGCGUCCCCCGCACCGAGACCCGCGUCCUCGGCGAGAAGUACAUGCACGACGGCUGGAAGUCGGACUACAACAGCACCGACGGCCACGUCGAGUUCGAGUUCGACUACGGCGUCCUCGCCAGCAAGCACAGCCACGGCCCCCGCUACGCCUGCGACAUGAAGUCCCUCGACGGCACCGAGGUCACCCACGCCCUCAUGAUUGAGAUGGUUGUCUCCAAGGAGUGGGCGCCCGUCGGCAAGCCCCACCUCGCAACCCAGACGGGCACCGGACGCAUCCUGAGGAUGCACUACCACGUCAUGCUCACCGAGUGCCCCGGCCUCGGCGUCAGCUGGGACAACGAGGCGCCGCCCGUCUACCAGGACGUUCCCCCCUCGCCGCCCGCCUACCCCGAGGAGCCGGCCCCGGUCGACUACGUCAGCCUCGAGCACCUCGACGGACAGGCGCACAACGGCACUGCGCAUAGCAGGGAGGGAUCCAUCACAUCGCCAUGA
Colletotrichum spaethianum is the source of this 1503-nucleotide messenger RNA. RefSeq lists its product as uncharacterized. Lineage: Eukaryota; Fungi; Ascomycota; Sordariomycetes; Glomerellales; Glomerellaceae. The transcript has 2 exons. Bases 1 to 1503 code for a protein of 500 amino acids. The record is from RefSeq and is a predicted model, not a curated record.